Molecule: messenger RNA, 3435 nt
Organism: Pimephales promelas (fathead minnow)
Lineage: Eukaryota; Metazoa; Chordata; Actinopteri; Cypriniformes; Leuciscidae
Source: RefSeq, a predicted model, not a curated record
AUGGCUGGCAUUAUUGGAAAUAUCGGACAGUUUGACGAAAAUGUGGAACAAUGGAGCUUAUACACGGAGCGAUUUGAAUACUUCCUGCAGGCAAAUGCCAUUGAGGGUGAGAAGAUUGUGCCGACGUUCCUCAGUGUGAUGGGCGCAAAGACUUUCACUUUGCUACGGAGUCUCGUACAGCCUAGGAAACCAGGUGAGAGCACUUAUGCUGAAAUUGUGGCAGUGUUGAGCGCACAUUUUUCACCUAAACCGCUGGUGAUAGCGGAACGAUUUCGGUUUCACAAGAGAAAUCAGGAAGAGGGAGAAACUAUUACUAUGUUUGUGGCUGCACUGAAGAAACUUUCUGAACACUGUGAAUUCGGCGAUGUUUUGAAUGAUACUCUCAGGGACAGGCUCGUUUGUGGAUUAAGAAGCGAAGCCAUUCAAAAAAGGCUGUUAAGUGAAAGUAAUCUCACGUUGCAGAAAGCCACUGAAAUAAGUGUAGGCAUGGAACUUGCUGCUAAAGAAGCACAGCAUUUCAGUAGCUCAGAUAAAGUUUAUAAAUUGUCUGCUGACAUGAGCACAUUCCAGAAGUCCCUUGGCAAAGGAAAUACCCAGUGUUGCUGGCUGACGGUGCGGAUGGUGUCAAGGGAAAACACAGAGCUCAGGGGUGUUCUAGGAAAACAUACUGAUGUUUUCAAGGAUGAACUGGGCACGUUGAAAGACAUUACAGCCAAGCUCGACAUUAAGCCUGAUGGUAAGGCGAAGUGUUGUAAAGCCCGUCCUGUGCCCUAUGCUAUAAGAUCAAAAGUCGAGACCGCUCUGGAAGACCUGGUAACCAGUGGGGUCAUUGUACCAGUGAGUAACAGUGAGUGGGCAACGCCUAUAGUACCCGUGCUUAAAAAGGAUGGUUCCAUUCGAAUUUGUGGUGAUUUUAAAAUCACAGUAAACCCUAUACUGUCACCUGACCAGUAUCCACUUCCUCUCAUUGAUGAUCUGUUUGCUGGCUUGGCAGGGGGAAAGCGGUUCAGCAAACUUGAUUUGAGUCAAGCCUACCUACAAAUGAAAGUCGAUGAGAACUCUAGGGAGUUGCUGACAAUUGUUACACACAAGGGGCUUUUCAGAUACCAGCGUCUUCCUUUUGGCAUCACAUCGGCCCCUUCGCUUUUCCAGAGGGCCAUGGACCAGGUGUUAAGUGGCCUGUCGGGGGUGCAGUGCUACUUAGAUGACAUAUUGGUAACAGGAAAAACCGAAGCGGAACAUCUGAGUAAUCUGGAUGGUACACUCCAGCGCCUAAAAGAAUAUGGUUUAAGAGUGAGAAAAGACAAAUGUGAGUUUUUCAAGCAGUCAGUUGAAUAUCUGGGUCAUGUGAUUGAUGCUGAUGGACUGCACAAGGCACCUUCAAAAGUAAGAGCUGUACUAGAGGCUCCAGCACCACAGAACACCAGUCAGCUCCGCUCGUUCAUAGCCCUUCUAAAUUACUAUGGAAGAUUCGUCAAUGGAUUGGCCGCAUUGUUGAAACCAUUGCACCAACUUCUGUGUCGUAACCAGUCGUGGAAAUGGACACAGCAGUGUGAGACCACUUUUCAAGAAGCUAAGAAAGCUCUGGUGAAGUCCGGUGUGCUAACCCAUUUUAAUCCAAAGCUUCCCCUGAAGUUAGCCUGUGAUGCAUCACCGUAUGGGGUGGGAGCUGUGAUUUCCCACAUCAUGCCUUCAGGAGAGGAAAGGCCAAUAGCAUUUGCCUCAGGCACGCUGAACAAAGCAGAGAGUAAAUAUGCGCAAAUUGAGCGAGAGGCUUUGGGAAUCAUUUUUGGUGUUCGGAAAUUCCACCAGUAUCUGUAUGGCAGGCAGUUUACACUGCUAACUGAUCACCGGCCUUUAACCACUAUUCUUGGGCCACACACAGGUAUUCCCUCUCUGGCAGCAAGCCGAAUGCAGAGAUGGGCACUGCUGUUAUCAGCACACACAUAUGAAAUAAGGUAUAGGAAGGCAGAGCAACACGGAAACGCAGAUGGUUUAUCAAGACUACCAUUACCUGUGACAUGUCCCGAGAGCAAGCAGAAAGAUAAUUUCUAUUUUGAGCAAGUUACAGUGGCUCCAGUGACCUCUACGCAGGUGAGAAGAUCAACACGGAACGAUCCAAUUCUGUCUGCAGUCAUGGAGAUGGUAAAAGAUGGACACGUGCCUAAGGACACCAUCAAUUUGAAGCCGUACCUGUCUAGGAAGAAUGAACUCUCAUUUCAUUCAGGAUGUCUUCUCUGGGGACAAAGAGUCAUCAUUCCACCCUCGUUGAGAAAACCAGUCCUCCAGCAGCUCCAUGUGGGCCAUUGUGGUAUUGUGCGAAUGAAGGAAAUAGCUCGGAGUUAUUUUUGGUGGCCUGGUCUGGAGGGGGACAUUGAAGGAAAAGCAAAGUCAUGUCCGUCCUGCCAGCAAGUGAGAAAUGACCCUCAAUUGGCUCCAUUACACCCGUGGGACUGGCCAGAAACUCCUUUGCAGCGUGUACAUGUGGAUUUUGCUGGUCCAGUCGAAGGGAAGAUGUUGUUAAUAGCGGUGGAUGCCCAUAGCAAGUGGCCUGAAGUUGUUGUCAUGCACUCGACAACUGCCGAGAAAACAGUAGUGAAACUGGGAGAGAUGUUUAGCCAUUUUGGCUACCCGGAACAGCUCGUCAGUGACAAUGGGCCCCAGUUUACAUCGCAAGAAUUUGCUGUAUUUUUACAACAAUGUGGGGUACAACACAUUAAAUCAGCUCCGUACCAUCCAGCCACAAAUGGUCUUGCAGAAAGGAUGGUUCAAACCAUCAAACACGCCUUAAAGACAUCACAAAGACAAGGGAGCCUACAGCAGCGCCUGAAUGAUUUCCUGUUGUCUUACCGAAAUACCAGCCAUGGGACAACAAAGGUUUCUCCAGCUUCUCUGAUGUUGAAGCGUUCACUGCGCUCUGGAUUUGACUUACUGAAACCUUCUACUGUCAAAGAGGUGGUAGCGCGUCAGCAACAAAAGCAGUUUCAUAGAAGAAACAUGAAGGCUAAAAGCAGACUGUUCCAUCCUGGACAAAAUGUUCUGGCACGCAACUAUACUUCAGGAUCAAAGUGGGUACCAGCGACAGUGAUAGCUCAAACUGGCCCAGUGUCAUAUACUGUACUAACAUCUGAUAAGCUUAUCUGGAAAAGACACUUGGAUCAGCUUUUGCUGGGAUCUGAUACUGAGGUAGAGUCUGCUGUUGUCACACCUACUGUUUGUUCGGACUAUCCAAUGGUUCCAGAAGUGACCGUGGAUACACCUCUUACACCAGAAAAAGGACCUGCGCCACCCGAGCCUGAAAACAGUCCGCAGAAGCAGAACUUGGAAAAACAACCAGACUCAGGAUCCAACAUAUCUGUUUCGGAGUCCAUGUCAAAUGCAGAACGCCGUUAUCCCAUUAGGGAAAGACGCCCACCUAAAAGACUUGACUUGUAG